AUGGCUACUCGUCUCUUCAGUCUCCCUCUAUCCUCGCCAUCCAAGCUCUGUUUCAAUUACAGGCCCAAUCAUGAUGUCCAGUUCAUUUCUCCCACGAAAUCACGUCGGAACCGCUACCGCCACCGCAACCGCUAUGAGAUUCUCCCUCCACUAUUCGCGGUAUCGAGCUCCUUCCGGACCGAGAUUGGCUCGCCGGAAUCAGCUCUUCUCCGAGGCCAGAGAGAGACGAAGGACUCGCCGGUUCUGCUCGACGUCACCGGCAUGAUGUGCGGCGCCUGCGUCUCCCGGGUUAAAAACAUCCUAUCCGCCGACGAACGAGUCGACUCUGUCGUGGUUAACAUGUUGACCGAGACCGCCGCUGUUAAGCUGCGCCGCAUCGAGGAGGAACCGGAGAGCGUCGUGGAGAGCCUCGCUAGGAGACUGAGUGACUGCGGAUUUCCGACGAAGCGUAGAGCGUCGAGUUCGGGAGUGACGGAAAACGUGAGGAAGUGGAAGGAAUUGGUGAAGAAGAAGGAGGAAUUGGUCGCUAAGAGUCGAAGCCGCGUCGCGUUCGCUUGGACAUUGGUCGCAUUGUGCUGUGGAUCGCACGCUUCGCAUAUCUUUCACUCCUUGGGAAUCCACAUUGCUCAUGGUAGUACUCGAAUGGAACAUUCAAAGCUUGUUAUUCGCUAUUCAGUUGCAAAUUCCUUAAAUGCAGAUAAACCGAACGGGAACCGCAAUGUGUAA
Sphenostylis stenocarpa is the source of this 726-nucleotide messenger RNA. The record is from the annotation of a GenBank genome assembly. Lineage: Eukaryota; Viridiplantae; Streptophyta; Magnoliopsida; Fabales; Fabaceae.